AUGGCUACCCCCGCAGCAGCAGCAGGUCAAGACGUCCCUCAUGCUCAAACGCGGGACGCCUCGGAGCGGUUGGAGCCGAACCAUCCCGAACCAGCCUGUCAGGAGGCACAGAAAUGGAUUGAGGUAAGUGACCGUCCAGGGAGAGAGAGAGAGGGGGAGAGUGAAUGAGUGAGUGAGUGAGGCUCAGGGCCCUGCUGCUGCUGCUGUGGCACAGAAACGGGUCAUACUGUCAUUCAGCCACCACGGCUCUUGGUAUAAAUAAGUAGCUCUACAGCACCGGUGCACCGUCACCUGUUGUGGGCACGAUGCAGGAUCACAUUACCCUGUGGGACAACGGCUGUGCAGUGUGGACAGUGUGGAAACUUUACACAGACGUGUCUCUGACUGGAACUUAACACCCACACCAGCCUUGUCUUGAAGCCUUAUCUGCAACCAUGUAAGAAAAAACACGACAAACGUGAGGUUAACCCUUGAAGUCCCACUUUGUUAUCUGAUUGAUUGGAGGGCCCGUUUUCUACUCGCUCUUCCUGGAGGAGAAACGCCCCCUAAUUUCAGGCGCGAGAGGACCCCGGUUGCCAUGGUUAUAUGAAACCGGGCCAGUAGUCACGCACGAGAUGCUGUACUGUACCAGCAUUUGAUCUCAUCGGAUAAGAUUAUCGUUUGCAGUUUUCUGCAUCGCUUCCACCAUCAUCUGUCCGGCUAUAAACGCCUCUCUCCAUAAGCCUGAGUGGUGAAUCACUAUCCGCCCGCGGAGAGAUGCUUUAUGACCUAUUUUUGUUCUGCCAUCACGGUGCUUGUCCUGACUUUAGCUUAGCUACCUGCCAGCUACAAUCUCAGAUUUUGGGUUUAAAGGCUUGGACACACAACCAGAUCAUGUGGAUAAGAAAGUUUGGGCUUCAGUUCUGUUGUUCAGUUGCAUUCCCUUACUCCUUCCCAUUUUGUCUAAAACACAAAUGAGUUCAUUAAAAUGUAGCUGGGGAAAUCAUGGAAAGGUAGAACUCUGCAGAGAAACAUUAAAAAAGUCUACUAACUGAUGAGUCCCAAAAUUAGAUAUAAUAAUGUGCUUUUAUUGCAUCCUUGUUGAUAAAUUGAAAUCAAUCAAGUCAAAAUAAAACAUCCACGCCAACCUGUUCUCAUGAUUAUAGGCCCAAGGGUUUCCAACCUAAGUAAGGUUGCAAGUACAGUGAAAAAAAUGGGGCAAAUCAGUUUUAUUUGAGCAAAUUUAAAGACUUUUCCUUACUUCUAAUUACAAAAAAAUGUGCUUGAUGUGAAAACCAUUAAAGCCUUUUGGAUUCAUUUGCAUAAAUUCUUUGAAACACAGUUUUCAUCCAUCCAUUUUGUAACUUUGGAGCCCAAAGCAAACAGUCUUUGUGUGGCUCUCCAUAUUCACUGGCCUUAUGUAUUGUUGAGCACAUUAUCAUUUCCCUUUUUGUAGUUUGGAUGGCAAUGUUUUGUUUUCCUCCUAUUUUAUCCUUUGUUUCUGUGAUGCUGUAGAAGCUUUGCCUCAUUUUGGGCUGUUUCUGAUAACUUUCUCAUAGCCUAUCCUAUUGCCAGAAAUUCCAUCUGCAGUAGUUCUUAAAGGGAUAUUCUGGCAUAAAAUUAAUUUAGGGUCAAACACACCACAACACAGAGUAAGACAUCCCCUCAAGAGAUGAAUGUUACCGACCGCUUGCUUCUCUAGUUAUACCAACUUUAGUAACCGCACGAUAGCAAUACACAGCAGUCUGAGGAGCCAUAAACAAACCUCAACCAAAAAGCCACUUUAUAGCCACAAAUAAUGCUCAGAACAGCACCUAACUUCAUCAACAGUACAUAUAGGGUCCCAGCCACAGUACUAGCCACCAAACAUCUUUUUAACUUUGCCUGAUUUCUUUAGCAAAGAGACUAAACACAACUCACCUACCCUCUUCCAGCAGCCGCUUGUUUGUAGCGAGACCUCGGGCGAGUCCAUUACGGACUGCUGCGGGGUGAUGCAGCUCAAGGAGGAACAUUUCUGAUCAUUUCUUCAUGGAAAUGCAAUCAGACCGAGACACUAAGGCGGAAGAACUACUGCGUCUGCAGUGCAAAAUGAUUAAUAUGGUGAUUAUUACUUCAAUAAAAUGAUAAAGAUCAUUUCUGAUUCUUCAGUUACCUUUUUUGGGGUUUACAUUUCCUUUGAAUAUAACCACAGUUGGGAAACUUUCUCAACAUUGUGUUUGUUGCAUUUUAUAGGGCCCUUGCAGUUUGGGGGCCCAGCGCAUACCAUAGCCUCAUGGUCAAGUCAGCCACUGUGUCUACCUGCCAUUCUGUCCAUCUGUCUGUCUGAGAGAAACAAAUUGAACCGGUUCGCCUCGGGUGCAAUCUCUCUUGUGUGAUUACUGUCAGGCUGUUAAAGGCCACAGAAGUAGAUCAUUUGUCUCCCAUCCACUCAGCUAGGAUCUGUCCCACAUACAGCUCCAGAACAAUCAAAAAGAUAAGCCUUUAUUAAAUAUCUAUUUCUGUGAGGAGAAAUGACCUAUUUCAGUGACUUUAGGGUUAUAAAUUCGCACUGAUACUUUACCACCAAACAUGCAUGGUUAUCUCUUCAAUGAAUGAGUUGCAGAUUUGAAAUAUCUUAAUACUUGUGCCAUUCUUAAUCAAAAUGAAAAAAGACCAGAGAAGAUUUUAAAUGCAGAUUACAUAUUCAUAUUUUAAGAAUUAUCUGUAAGGCUUUAAUAUGACUCACAUCUUAGAGACAUAGAGGACCUUUUUGUAACCUUUUAAGUAUGAAUGUUAAAGCUUCUCAGUUGAGAACAGGAGAUGAAUUUGUCAUAAUAAGUACCCUAAGUAGUGAGGGUAGAAAAAAGAUAUCGUUUGUUAGUUAUAUACAGGACAGCUUGAGAGUGACAGGAAAUGUGGGACAAGAGAGAAAUAACGUGCACCAAAUCAUGUCGGGACCUGAAUGGAUCCUUCAGUCAGUGUGAUGACAGCCAAAGCCUCUGCAUACGCGUUUUCUGCUUCACCAGCAAGAGCAAAUCAGCAUCUAAUGUCAUUUUUAUGAAACUGCACGCUUUUCAUUCCUUUUGUCACACUACAUUUUAGCCCCUGUAGCAUCUUCCUGCUGCUGCUGUGAUGUAAAAUAACACCACUGCACUUUUGAGCAACACAUUUGGCUGUGAAAAUUCAUAGAUGAGUCAACUGACAUGUCGGAAGGAGUGUGCAAUUUAUGUGAAACAGAACUGAAGUAUCGAGGAAGAACCUUGAGUUUGAGCUAUCACCUAUAAACUAAGCGUUCAGGUGCAGCCAAUCAGAUUGAUGUCAGCGAGCAACUAUAUCAUAAAAACCAGCUCAGGAUUAUUGGAGUGUGCUGAUCAGCACAGCCCUUGACCACAGCUGACUGCAAACAAGCUAAUACUGUGGAAGACUCAGGUCUAAGGAAUACACUCAGGUUACCAUAUUUAGCCAUAUUUUAAUGCAUAUAAAACAGACACUGCAACCAAACUGGAACUACUUGCAAAUCCAUUAAUUUGAUUACCAAAUCAGAAGACUUGUGAGAAAUGCAUUGCAAUGUAAAUGUUGACUUAAACUGUUUUGGAAUGCAAAGUCAUGGCAAUUUGAACUAGAGAUUAAAAAAAGUGUCAUCUAUGUUUUUAAAAAAUAUAUUUAUAUAAACAAAACAUCAAUGGAUAAAAAGCCUGGGUCAUAACUUUGAAAAAUAGAAAUAAAACAAACAACUUCUGUUCUUUCAGACUAGUUUUCUUCAGGAUCACUACUUGCAUCAAUGAAAUAUUUGAGCUCAUCUCAGGGUUGAUCAGUAGAGUUGAACUAAAGUUCAUGUUGUUUACAAAAGACCUCUUUUAUUCAGCAGCGAGCACAAAUAGUUAAGGUAAUUCUGGCCUCCCACUGUUAAUCUCUUUUGCAGGUCCAGGCUCUGUGUUACUCUUACUUUGUCGUCUUCCUGCCUCCUAAUUCUCCAGUUAUUUUCAGACCAGUCAGACUGACUCUAUUCCUGGUGGUGUAUUUACACCCUCUCACAGGUGGGGAUGAUUCAGGUUUAACCCUUGGCACCCUGACCCUGCGCUCCAUGCAGCAUUCCCUGUCUGUGUGUGUUUCUUUCUGUGGCUGUAAGAGUAUGCAAAGUAUAUGCACACACACAGAGACACAUGCCAAUACUGCUCACACACUCCUCUGACACACCCCGAUUGAGUGACACUGGUCACUAUGGGAACAUAACAUGGACAGGCUCUCAGGUGUCGCUGUUUCCAGGGAGGGCAGUAGAGCAGUAGGCUAUAUACCACCACAUGACCCAGGCAGGAAAUUAGACAGCCACAAACAGGACCUUUCUAUCUGUUUAUAGACGAGACAAGGCAGGCUUAGACAGUCUCAAAGCCGGUGCACACAGUGGGAGGUGCACUAAACCUGUUGGAUGUGACGUUGAGUAGGUUAAAACGGUACAAGCUCAGAGGAAAUGAAGCUCACUUUAGUGAAAGCAUUUAACCUCUGCUGUCACCUACAUAAAGUCCAUAACAAGGGUAAAGGUCUGCCACACAGGGAAUAACCGAAGAAUGCGUGUGACUGAAGUGUGUGUGUAUGUGCCAGAUGUCACAGCUGUCCUAGGCAGAUUAACUCCAAUAGUCCCAGACAGCCAGCUGUGUCUGCACAGGAGAGACAGAGUGAAAGAGUGGGGAUUCAUAGAUUUUACAUGCUUCAUAUACUGUCUGAAAGAAUGUGAAAUAAUGAUGGCACAAUCUUGCUGUCUGUCAUGCCUCAGGUAUCUUCAAAGUUUUUGCAUAAGAACCCGGUGCUGCACACAAAACAAAUCAUGUGACCUUUUCUGUAGAAGAAUAGAGGGCUGCAUCCAAGUAGUCAAAAGGUUUUGAUAAUAGUACCUGCUGUGUUGUGAUUGUAAAAAUUUUAGCAUCAGGUAAUGUUGGAAUAAUUUUAAUGUUGCACUUUUUCACUUCUUACGGCGAUAAAAGUAGCUGAAGAUAAUUUACUGCAAAAAUCACACUAGACUGUGCUUUUUAAGUAUACUAAUCCAGAGUUAGAUAAUUAACCUUAUUUUGUUGUGUUUGUGAUUCAAAUCGCGUGUGAACCAGAUAAAUCUGUGAGCUCAUGUUUUGUUUUCCCCUGACAGAUGUGUCUGGUCCCCCUCCUGUUCAGGCGCUUGUCAAUCUGGACUGAUUGAGGUUGAGGCAGUCACAGCAGCCUACUGACUGUAGAGCAGGUUUAAUACAAUAAAUGUAAGCCAUGAGGCAUUUUUGUAAACAACCAAGAUGGCUGCAGCUUAAGUGAAACACUGUGACAGAACCUCACAUUACAUCCAACUGAUAAGUGCUGGCUACUCAAUCUUGUUGUGCAUUAUGUUGAACUAGAAGGAUAUGAAUCAAGUGUUGGAUAUAGCGAGCAUAUUGCGACCUGGCAGCCUGAGGGCUACAUCACAGAUUGGUUGUAGUGUCUGGAGGCAUUUUGGUCUUUGUUUGCACUCAUUUGCAAAAGGAAAAUGACCAUAGAGGUGCUGGAUGAAGUCACCUUAUGUAUGCUAGUGUAUGUUAGGGAAUGCCAGGUUUGUUUCAACCUCUGGGAAUGAGUUGCACAGGAGUUCAAAACAAUAUUUAUACAUCUAUUUAUACUGGUCAAAUAGUCUCAUUAAAAACACAUUUGAAUACUCUGUGUGAGAAAUCAGUGUACCAUCCAUCUAGAACAUCACAUUUAAUCAUAUUUUGACAAAUCUGAAGAUACUAUUUACUGCAGUAAUUAAAACAUUUGUGUACUUCUACAAAAUUUUGGUGUGAUUGAAAGUUAAAUUAUAAACAAUAUAAUAAUAAUACUAAUAUAAUAUAUAAUUUUGAAGAUGUGGCAUUGUCAAAGUGCUGAAAUGACACAAAGGAAAGUCUUUAGUUCUUUGUGAAGACUAAAUAUUAACUGUCAACAACCCAAGUGUCUGAUGUUGUCUAGUCUUGAGUCACUCAAGAUAUUAAAUCUGAUCAGGAUUAAAUUCCUCUUCAAUCUGGAUUAUGUCUCCAUCCCUCCCUCCUUCUCACGUCUUUCUCAGGGUUUUUUUUUUAAUUUGCUCUUCCUCUCUCUCUAUAUCACAUGACCAUAAGAGUGCAGAGUGCCUACAGCACAUGAUAGCAUUGUAACGAGGCAAAUGCUUCUGUAACACUGGAAAACUAAAACAGCAGCAGACACUUUCAGUAAUGUGCAUCAAGCUAGUACUCAUCAAUAUCAACUGACUUUACUGGAGGCACUGAGAGGGAUUUAUUAUGUGUCUGUAUAAGAUUUGGAAAUGUUGCUUCAAGGAUUGUCACCAGGGGAGGAAAAAAGACUAAUCUGGUGCAGUAAAAAUAUUUGUUUCCUAAAAAAGUAAAUCUUAACUGAUUACAGAAUGUUCUCUUGCUGUUUCAAAAACAUUUGGUUGAUUAUAGCAAUAAUGUGCAAAUCACAUAUUUGUUUAUGCUCUUUGCAUAGUUAAAACAACAUAAAUCUUUAGCACUCUUACCUCAUUCUCUAGGAAUAACUGUCACCUCACAACAGAAAAAAAAUGACUGCAAAGCUCCUUAUUAUCAUCCUCCUUUAAUCCUAGUCUGCAAAAUCCUGGUGCCUUACUGCACAACAGCUCAUAGGAUGAUUAUUAGAGAUUAGACCACUGACUUUACGCACAGCAUAUUUCUCCUCUCCGGUUUCUGACUUUUCAACCUUCUCAUUCUUUAUAUAUUUUGACAGUUGUUCAAAUAAAAGUGAUGUGUUCUUUGGCCUACUUCCCGAGCUUCCUCUCUGCCCCCUCCCCACACACACAGUGUCACCUCAGGGUUUAAAUGGAGAUCUGCUGCUGCCAUUCACUCAGACUGAGCAGGGCAAUCCACCAUGAGGAGUGAGUGGCAGCCAGGGAGGCUCGAAUUACUGUUGCUGGCGAUGAAAUACCCCCAAGGCCCUUGGCUUAGUUUUUCUAGCAGACAGUAAUGUUCACUUAACGCACAUGUCCUUCUGAGCAUUAAACUAAACUAAAGCACAUACUCUCACAGCCAUCACUAUGAUGGCCAUAGCUCAGUUUCAACAUUUUAUACAUAACUGGUAGUUAACCACCUCCGCUGUGUGUCUGCGUCCUGGAUCCCACACACACACAUGCACUGCCUACACACAACACAGUCACCCUGCUCCCACUGAAAAGAGUGCUCUCUCCUUGACCAGUGAAUUAUGCAUGGCCAUGCUGUAAAUCUUUCACAGUCCUGGAGACAAACCUUCAUAAAUGGGACAUACGCCAGCAUAUGUGCACGUUCAUGUGUGUGCACUUGUGCUAAUGUGUCUGCAUGUGUAUGUGUGUGCGUGUGUGUGCGUGUGACAGAAUGAUGAAAGAGAAGAAAAAGGAAGAAAUGCCAAUGGGAAACAUCUGGUCAUCACUUAUAUAACCAAAAACAAUAGGCUGUUUUCUUAGCUGCAGAUGCACCUCAUGUGUGUCAUUGUGCGUUUGUGUGUGUCUGUAUGUUUAUUUUGUGUGUUCCCAUCAUGCAUGUGUGCUACAUGUGCAUCAAAAAAGUACAUAAACAACAUACAAAAUUUAUAAAUUUCUCUCAGAGGAACGAUGUCUGAAGACAGAGGUCCAAAUGUUACCUUGUUAUGAGGCUGAAUGCUUUAACAGUAUUAGAUUAUUUACAUGAUUUCAUUAGCGGUAGAGGCUAAUUGCAUACAAAAACACACUAAUUAGCUCUAAGUAAAUCAAUGACACAUAUGAAUGGAUGUAUACUGGUCUGUACAGCGUAUGAAAAGGCCAGACAGAGAGAGUGUGUACGCCUGCUGUUGACAGUUUUGGUACUAACUGUAAUCUGUGCUAAUCUGGAUUAGAAUUCUAAACAGUUGAACCUCUCUGCUUUUCUAUUCAUCUUUGGUUGCUGGUUACACAACAGCUCCAGAAUGCGCUGUGUUUCUGCGAGUGUGUUUGUGUUGGUGGUGUGGUGGUAGUGUGCCACCACUUUCGGCCUUCUGGUUCCCUCCUUCUCUGUUGCCUACAGAGGUUUAAACCGCACACUGUCGUCCAGGUUUAGGGAUUAAGGUUGGAUUUGUUGCUCUCUCAAACUAUGGCUGUGUUUAUCUGAAUCAGGGGCAGAUGCAAGGGCACAUUUUUUAGAAAAUGAGGACGCAGAGCAGUGUUACACUGGCCUGGCAUCAAUCUAAUUAUGUUUCUACUGAAGCACAAUGUUGGGGGAGGGGAGGUGGGGGCAGCAGCAGGUUUCUCUGUCAGGGACACUGGAGAGCCAAAUUUCAGCUCCAAGCUGUGUUGUACAUGAUAUUUGUCUGCCAGUGACUCUAAUGAUCAUAUCAUGGCUGUAACUUUGAUUAUUGCCAUUAUUUGUAUUUUUUUUCUUCCUUCUCUUUGAUACUACCAAAUUUCACAAAAAUAACAUGAAAUAUGAAAAAUAGUGCUGGAUGAUUAAUUAAAGAAGAAACAGACAAUUGCAUAUUGAAGAAGCAGGAUCUAGAUAACAACAAGUAUUUUUGUAAUAAAUUUUAAUAAAAGGUCACAGCAACAUCUGGUGCACAUCUUGUGUUCUUCAUUGUAGACUUCAGAUUUCUAUAACUGCGUCUGAUCAAAUCCCAAAAGUUACUCAGUGUGUUAUGAUGAUAAAGUGGGUUUUUAUAUGUUCCCUGAAUCUUUCUAAAGUCCUUUAUCUCCUUUUCAUAUCUGUUUCUUUUCUAUGUAACAUUGUUGAUGCCCUGUGAAGCAUAAUUUUUUCAUUAGGUUUGUCGUAUUACAUUAUUGCAUUAUAAUUAAAACAAACUUUUAAAGGUGUAGUGUGUGGUGAUCAAACAAUUAACGACAUCCAGUCAGAUUCUAAAUUAAAACCGUCCACUUUUUGUGGCUUUUAAAGAACAAACAGCCCCUGUGGUAUGUGUUCAGUAUGAUCUUCCAUUUGUCAAGUUUCUCCUAUCAAAUACAUCACCCAAAACAAAUUUGUACCUGGAACAACAGCAUUCAUACUGAAUUAAGGGUUAAUGAGGAUGUGGACAGUGGCACCGCGCUUUGUAACUGAAAACUACCUCCAAUGUAGAUCAUUGUUGUUAUUGCUGAUACUUAAUCUGCUAAUUAAGAAGUAAUUGAUUUUAGUUCUUCCUCACCUAGACUUUGACACAUGCCCAUGAGAAUAUGAAAGGAUAAUGUGUGGGUUUAUUGCUGUAUUUUAAAGGGAUAUUCCGGCGUAAAAUUAAUUUAGGGUUAAACACCCUAACACUGAGUUAUAGACACCCCCUCAAGAGAUGAAUGUUGCCGACCGCUUGCUUCUUUAGUUAUACCAACUUUAGAAACGACCGCACGAUAGCAAUAUACAGAGGUCUGAGGAGCCAUAAACAAACCUCAACCAAAACACCACUCUAUAGCCACAAAUAAUGCUCAGAACAGCACCUAACUUCAUCAACAGUACAUAAAGGGUCCCAGCCAUCAAACAUAUUUUUAACUUUGCCUGAUUUCUUUAGCAAAGAGACUAAACAUGAAUCACCUACUGUCUUCCAGCAGCCGCUUGUUUGUAGCGAGACCUCGGACCAGUCCAUUACAGACUGCUGUGGGGUGACGCAGCUCAAGGAAGAACAUUUGGUGGUGGCUAGUGCUGUGGCUAGGACCCUAUUUGUACUGUUGAUGAAGUUAGGUGCUGUUCUGAGCAUUAUUUGUGGCUAUAGAGUGGUGUUUUGGUUGAGGUUUGCGCAUGGCUACUCAGACUGCUGUGUAUUGCUAUCGUGGUAAAGUUGGUAUAACUAGAGAAGUAAGUUGUCAGUAACAUCCAUUUCUCUCAACAGGGUGUCAAACUCGGUGUUGCGGUGUUCGACCCUAAAUUAAUUUUACGCUUUAAGUCAUGAAUCAAGUAAAUCAUUGAACAUCCUCUGCUUCAUUCUUCUUAAUGUGAGAAUCUGAUUCUGUUUUGCUUUUAUCAUCAUAUGCUGCAUCGAGUCCUUUUGAGCAUCUGUCUCUCUCUGUCCUCCUGCUCCAGGCUGUCACAGGGAAAAGCUUUGGGGAGAGGGACUUCCGCAGUGGAUUGGAGAACGGCAUCCUGUUAUGCGAGUAAGCCUGUGACAUCCCUCCCACCCAGCUUUUGAUGACAGAAGUGGCAACAGUGUACAUAAACUCCUUUAAGAGUCAAUAAAAUGUCCUCUCUCCUCCUCCUCUCUGCAGGCUGCUGAGUGCAAUCAAACCAGGGCUGGUCAAGAAGAUCAACAGACUGCCCACCCCCAUCGCAGGGCUGGUAAGGAGGCUCGCUCCUGUGUAGAGCAGCCUGUUUUUCAAAGUGAUAAAUUGACCGUCUGUGACCCCCUGCUGUCAUUUUUAGGACAACCUGUCAGUCUUCCUGCGAGGCUGUGAGGAGUUGGGCCUGAGGGGCUCACAGCUGUUUGACCCCGGAGACUUGCAAGACACUUCAAUACGAGCUAAUCUCAGGGAUUCCGACUGCAACCGCAAACUUAAAAAUGUGAGGAUCAAUCGCUGUUUCUUUAUUUUACUCACUUCUGUCCUUGUCUUGAGUAUUUUUAGACACACAACAAACCCCUUUAUUGGUGUUUCUUAGGUGUUGAACACAGUGUUCUGGCUGGGAAAGGCUGCCAGCGGCUGUGCCUCCUACAGCGGUCCAAAUCUUAACCUCAAGGAGUUUGAAGGGCUUCUCGCUCAAAUGAAGGUGGUGAGUGAAAACAGCAAAGAGGUUGGAGCAGGAAGGGGGAGGAGAGGGAGACAGAGAGAAAGACAGAUUCUAGUACAGAGGAGAUGCGGGGGAUGGAUUUGUUAGUUUCCUGUCUUUGUUGGGGUGCAGGGGAGACACGCGAGACUGAAGACAAACACGUUUUUGUUUUUGUUACAACAGAGCCACUCUUAUUUCAGGGAGAGACAGAAGGGAAAAACAGGAUAUGAGAUUAGCUCUGCACGUCCUAGCCACAAAGUUGAGAGUUUUUUAUGCACGAUAAUGCAAAGACAUUUCCCUUUCUAUCCUAAUAACCACAAUAUCCAUAUCCUAGGCUGUGGAUUGUGUUUUGAGUGGGUUUCUUCAUGCAUCUCUUCCAUUUUACACAUUUUCUUCCCAUUUUCACAUGUGUUGCAGGAGAGCGAGGACGGAGGGGACAGUCCACAGAAGCGUAGCGUGAGAGACAGUGGUUACGAUUGCUGGGACUCCGAAAGAAGCGAGUCUCUCUCACCACCACGACACACCCGCGACAACUCCUUGGACAGGUGAGGGACAUCUGUCAGCACACACACAAACCCAAAUAUGUCCACGCACACACCAAGGAAACUUGAGAUCACUGUUGACAAGUUCAGUACAACCGUCAGCAUUUUAUACGUACUCAAAAUGUGACAGAAACGAAUACCCAUUAGAUUAAAACACUACAUUUAUAUUUUUGGUGUUUAAACAUGAUGAAAAUAUAAAAAGAUUUUUUUGUUUUCCACAGUUUGGAUUCCUUUGGCUCUCGCUCAAGGCACAGCCCUUCUCCUGAUGUGGUGAAUCGAGGCGCCGUUGAUGGUUGGUUGACUUAAAUGACUCUCAAAAGAGAAAAGUACAAAAUUUGCAAUAUGCUUGUUAAGCCCUUAUGCAUAUUCCCUUAAAGUUUUACCAAACUCCAUUGACUGUUUUAAAGGCAGAAAAGAAAAGUGCAUAUAGUUGUUCUCAUUUAACCAGGAGAAGUUCAAGCUUAUCCCCUAAAAUGUUGAGCUUAACCUUGAAACACCAACACAAAACUGCUGAUCCAUCAACAGUCUAACUGCUGAUCUUCUACAUGUUGGUGUUUCAAUCUUGGUAUGUCAUGGCCAGUCAGGCGGGUGGUGGACGACAGCUGAACCUCUCAGCCACUGUGUAUGUAUGUGUGUGUGUGUGAAUGUGUGAGUGUGUGUCCCAGAUGCAGCAGCUGUUGCUCUAAGUGGCAAUCAUUAGUGAUUUGGACCUGAGAAACACAGCCUGAGGUCAACAUCCUGCCUUUCAUAUGUCAGUCUGUAUGUGUGUGUGUGUAAGUGUGUGUGUGUGUGUGUAAGUGUGUGUGAAAAGGGGAGGAUCACAGGCAUCCUGUUUGUGUCUUUCAUGUAGACUGUAAAAUGGGAACCAAAGGGUGACAAGAAAAACACUAUUUCAAGGUUGGGGAAUAGAUUGCAUUUCUACACUCCCUGGAGGUUAUGGAGAAAGUGUGCGUCCUCACCGUUCGAUGUUUCUCACCCACCAAGAAAGAAUGAAAGGGCGUAUUGUCUGUCUUCUGUCUGCAGGACGUAUUAUCUACUUAAAAUUAAACCCACCUAAAGAAGGAAAGGAAGAACUGAUGAAACUGUCUGAUCCAAUAGUCUGUUGCAGUGAACUUUAAAUAACUUUGCUCCACUGUGGAUCCUACAGUAUAUUGAAUCUGAUCUAAUUUUUCCCAGAUUCUGUUUAAUUUUGUCCAAGGUUCCAUUGUUUCCGUUUUUUAUUUUAUUCAAACUCUUAAGGAUAUUGAUAACGUCUUCAAUAUGCAUUAAAAAGAUAACAAACAAAACAAAAUCUUGUUUUGUAUUGUUUGCACAAAGGCAGGUUUUUUGAAGGGAGUCUUCUGUUUCUAUUUCUGUCUGUUUUUGAUGCUAGUUAUUUUUUUUUUUUGCUUGUAGGUGGUUGUCCCAUGUGUUCUUGUUGGUAUAACCAACCAUAUGCUGAGAAAUCUAUAGAAAAAUUCCUCUUCUGAUAUUGUUCUGCUCCAACUGUCACAUAUCUUCAUUUUUAAUGACUCAUGUCCCAGUUCAUGACACUAUCUUCCCUUUCUAACAAAUGGAUAAAAACACACAAAACAAAAGCUAACAUGGAGUUAGUCUGUCCUAACAAUUGUGCAUUGUAACAUUUACAUAAGUUAUUAUUCAAGGACCAAUUAAAACUGCAAUCUUGACAUACUCUCUAACCACCUUUGCCCUUUUCUCAUUAAUGCUCCAUUGCUCUUUGUUGCCCAGGGCGAGGCAGCGACUCAGAGGCUGAUGCCCCAAACAGGAGGCCAGAUGUGCGGAAAGAUGACAUGUCGGCCAGACGGACGGCCAGCAGUGAAGCGAGGAGCUCCAUUCCCUUUAACCAGUUUCUUCCUAAUAGAACGAACGCAACUUCCUACAUCCAGAUUCCACGACGGAAACAACAUAACGAGGAGGGAGAGCAGCGAAGGUAAUGACCAACACAAAUGAGCAAUAUUAAUUCACAUUCAAACUAUUAACAGUACACACAUACUGCAAUGAAAAGAAAUGAGACAAAACAAAAACAAACAGAGAACAAAAGAAAAAGGAUUAUUCCAGUGGGACAACAAAGAUUUCCUAAUCCAUAAUCUUUUCCUGCCAUUACACACCAUUUCUUAGUCACAACCCCACCAUGCCAGAGCAAGGUAAAAGAAAUGGAGCCCACCAUAAAAUUCCCAAAACCGUCACAUGGGCUCCUGAAAACACUGACGACAAAGAAGAGGAGGAGAAGGUGACACAAGAGGUGUUGGAACAGAGGAGACUGCAGAGGCUGCAGAAGGCGGGGAUCAAAGUUCUGCCUGCUGCUGUUCGCUACAGCAGGUCAGGGCAGAGGGGCAUGAAGGCUGCUGGUGAUGACUGGUGUUGUUAUGUUACUACCUCAUGGUGCUCUGUUCACACUGGUGCUGUGGUCUGAUUUGUGGUUUUGGUUGCAGAAGUGGUUGUUAUGUUGAACUACCUCAUGGCGCUCGAUUCACACUGACGGUGUGGUUUGACCUUUGGCUUUGAUUGCAGCAGAGGGCUUCUUAAUGAUGUUGGCUUCGAGUCUAACUGCUUGCAUUUUUUCUGUAUUGUUUGAUUGCUAGAGGUUCAUCUGGAUAAUAUUGGUUACUGUACUUAAAUUUUGCUGCACACUAAUGUUUUUGCUCGUGACUUGCGAUUAACUGCUGGGACGUUUUGACAGAAUGCUUGCAGCUGUUUUUCACCAUUCUGCACCAAAGUGAUGUGCAUAUAUUCACCUAUCGUCAACCUAACUGAUGGGACAUUCAUGGGAUCUUAAUUAACUGCGAAAAACCUUACUCCGCCAUCCCAUCCCCAGCCCUCCCACAAUGGAGGAACAUGACAGGAGGUCCCCAUCCCCGAACAUCAUCCUCCGGUGUGAAAAUGACUUUUUGAGCUCUCAGAAAUCCGCAUGGGACACGACCUCUGACGGGGAAGAGGAGGCACAAGUUCGUAAAGUUCCCGAUGUUCGCAAAGACGACCUGGCAUCAAGAAGAGCCAACCGUGGCCCUGCGACUCCAAAGGUGCAUCAGUUUGUUCCUCCGCCUGUGUGUAGCAGCAAAGACUGGGAGCGCUUGGAGGGUAUAAGACGAGCCUCGCAGCAAACUCUGCAGGAGACGGAGAUCAGGUCAGCCAGCGUAUGUCUGUGUGUUUCUGUUUUCUUCACCCCUUUUUCUCUAACUCACAUAUAGAUAUUUACCCCUCACUUUCCUGCUUUGGUGUUUGGAUGCUGUGGUCAAUUAUGAUUUGACGUGUGUGUGUGUGUGUGUGCUUCACUUUGACGCUGGAUGUGUGAUGACAUGAUUGGACAGUGAGAAGGAAGCAGUCCCUGACAUCAUUACCCGCAGAGACAACCCCUUCCUAAAUCCUGCCUCUCGCCUCAAGGAAGAGGAGGAUGAGGAGGAAGAGGCAGAAGAAGGAAAGGUUAAUGUGAUGCCCAAUAAGCAGAAGGAUGACCUGGCUCAAAGGCGGGCUCAGAGUAGACCCCUCCCCCACAGGGACGGACCAAAGAGCUUUGUUUCUGCCUCCAUGAGCCAGGCAGAUAUGCAGAAGUGGGAGAGGCUCAAGCUUACUCAACCCAGGUGCCCAGCAGACACACUCUCUGUUUUAGCACACAUGCAGUACAAAGCACUUAAAUGCUGCUGUAUGGAAAGUGUGUUUGGUCUGUUAAUGACUGCACAGAGUGUGUGUAUGUGUGUGUGUAUGUGCUUUUAGGGUUUAUUCCACUCUUAUGCUGAUCGUAGAGGGCAGAGGAGGCUCAUCAGUCAGCCGGGCUUACCGGAUAGCUUUUAAAUUUACCAGCAGAGGAAUAAAAUCUACCAAUAAUUGAUACCUAACAUUGAAUGCCAACCAAUUCAUAUCGUUUUUGACCUUGACAAAGUAUGCAUUAUGAUUAAUCCUUAUCAGCUUCUUAAAAAGCUUGUCAUUUCUUCAUUAUCAUUUGAUCAUGUUAGAUAAGAAUGACUCUUAAAGGUGGGGUAGGCAGGAUCUGAGGAAGUGCCAGUUUUAUAGGAGAAAUCUUGUAUGCGAACACUACCCCUCUCGACCAGUUUUACCCUCAGCUCCUCCUCUCCCCUCCCUUUCUGCUCCAGCAAGCCCCGCCCACAAACAGAGGCUUGUCCUCGCUCGUAUCAUUUCAAUUUAAUCAGAUAUAAUGCAGAUAAAUACUUCAGAUAAUUACAAACGAGGCCCAGUCAAUGUGAAAGUGAAAAGCAUUGGUGCUACUGUAGAUGCCAACAGACGACCAGCAAACACAAUAUUUGCAGGACUUCUACAGCUAGGAUAAAGUGACAUAGUCCAGGACCCGAGGUCAACAGUUUAGCCGCGCUACAACACGCAGCAGGUCCCAUUUGACAAGAAACACUUCUGUUACAGACACUUGUGGUUUACCUGUCCAGCAGAAAGGUUACAGGGUCUGUAAGAUCCUGAAGCGUCCCCCAUCGUUUUAUGUUGACCCGGCUUUUUAUCUCUUGUCCGGUCUACCUCCUUUUUAAGCGCCUGUUGUUCCGCCAGAGUCUCUAGUAUUUACUUCGUUUUCCUGCUUGUGUCAUCAGUCUUGGCCAAAGGAGGAUUCAGACAAUUUUCCGUACUUUCUGGUUGGUUUCUACUGUCCGAUAUUGUAGCACGCUAACUUUUGUUUGGGAUCGUGAACGACACAGGGUAGCAGCGUCUGCCUCACAACCAAUCAGGUCGGGGAGAUGUAGAACAGCUUUGUUUACAGUCUGAAAGAGCGGGCCGCUCAAAAAUGUUAAAUGUUGACUACACAGACAUAACAAAACAUAGCGAUAUCGUGAUAUUACCAAAUAUCAUCAAUAACUACUAGGUACUGACUGAUAUUAAAAGCUUUUUUGUAUAUACACCACAAAAUGGAAUCCUGCCUACCCACCUUUAAGUCAGAACAGUUAUUUUGCUCUCUGCAUCCAUUUAAUGUUUAAACUGUUAAAUGUUUGUCUUCACUCUGUUUGAUGAUAUAAAAAAAACUCCAAUUGAUUAGUAAUCCUUAGUGUUACUGGCUGGCAGCUGUUUUUUUUUAGCUAAGCUAAUUGAUGCCUGAAUGUAGCUUCAUAUUUACUCCAGAGACAAAACAGUUGUAUCAGUUUCCCCAUCUUACCUCUUAGAAGACAAAAAAAUCACUGUUAUUUGAUAUGUAACUUGAAAUCAUUCAUUAAAAACAUUCCUGACUAUCAUUAUUAGUUAAAUAUGCGAUUUUGCUACUUUUGGGUGUAAAUUCAACGUAUUGUUCAGGAGGGAAAUAAUUGACACGCCUCUUUUUACUCAAGGAAAUGAUCAUUGGCAUGUCAAAAAGUUCCUUACAGGGCCUCUUAAAGUGUGACACAUUUAUAUAGUCAGACCCCUCUUUUAACAGACAUCUCUUGUGCUACACUGAAUAAGCAAUACGUACUCAACUUUAAACCUUCAUCUCACUUCUUGGUGUCAGUCAUUCUUCACUUUGUUUGUCUUCUAUCUCUGGUAUCCUUUUGUAAGCAGAUGAACAUCUCCUCAGAUUUAGUCUCCCCAUCUCUUCUCCUCUCUGUUACUCCCCAUGUUCUCAUCUGCUUGUUUAUUCUCCUCACUAUUGUGCACUUCGGUCCUCCUCAGUCUUCUUUGACAGGCAUUGAAACAGAGCAGGGAACUGGCCGUUGUGUGUGAGAGGCGACUGUUGGCUGUAAGCACUGCCUCGGCUUUUGUUUUUCUCUCUCUGCGCUGAUGUCAUUAGAUAGGAUAAAGAGUUUUUUGUGUUCCCAGAAGAGCACAAGUUACCAGAAAACUUAAGCUACCUUGAGUGGAUAGAAAGCGCAGUCAUGUAUGCUGUGAGUGUAUGUGUGUGGAUGGCAUUUAAGCACACGAUCCCAUGCUUUGUCCUCUUCAGUCCAUCCACAUUUCCUGUCUGAUUCAUCAUUUCCACCUCAUCCUUCCUUUGUCUCUAGUUGUUCAUGAUUUCUUCCCCCUUGUCCUUUUCCUGGCUGUUGUGUGUGUGUGUGUGUGUGUGUGUGUGUGCGUAUGGGUGCGUCUUCAUCUGUGAGAUUGUAUUUACAGUGAGGCUAGCCCGGCCCCUGUGUGUCAGGCUUGUCUGGAGAAAAAUUAUGGAAGCCCUUUCAGCGGAUCAGCAAAGGCUGGACGAGGUCACAGCAAAGUUGUGACCUUUGGGGGCGUGACUGAGAUUGAGCAACCAAUAGACACAGUAACGUCAAGUGAAGGGGAGGAGACAGAGUUGCUAAGACGACUCCUUUCCAAGGCAACUGUAGCCAUGCCCACCAUUGGCCUGGGCUCCCGGCUUUCAGAGCGGGAACGCAGGUAUGAGGGCAAGGCCAAAAACAAGACAGUUUAGGUCUGAAACCAGAGUCUGUUGCUUUAGUAUGGAAUGCACUGAGGAAUGGCAGUCUUGAUGAAAUAACAGGAAUAUUAUUGUUUGACACGAUGUUGAAAAGUAGCUGUUUGAGAUUGAAAAUAUUUCACAUUUAAGGAUUGUUUGGAUGUGUUCAGUAGUUUGGUUGCGCCUCUUUGCAUUGAACUGAUUUGCUUGUAGUUUUUAAGAGAAACAAAUCUGAACGUGCAUGCACAUGCUGCUGUGCAGAGUUAGUGCAUAUAUUGGCUUUGCUGAUAUAAGUACAAAUGCAUCAGUACUGGAUACUGUUGACUGGCUGAUUUUCUGAAAGACAUGUUUUGUAACUAAGUAUGAACCUGUUUUCAUCAUUAUAAAGUAAAUAGCAAAGAGUUUUUUGACUCUCAAAAUAUCUUGUUCAAGUUAUAGCAACUAACUUGUGUAUGUUUAUGCUUUUUUUUUUUUAAAUAUGAAGAGCUGCACAAUAAUGCAGUAAAGAUAAUCGUGAUUGUUUAGGUACAUUCUGAUACAGCGAUUAUUAACCAUAAUUUGAAUGAUCCUUUGAAUGUUUACUUCAAAAACAUAAACUAUGUCCUGUGUCUUAAUUAUUAUCUGGGCAGGACUUGGACAGAAAAUCUGCCAAAUGUUUUUUCAAGUAGCCCUUAAGCUUUAUUUCUAAGAGGACUUUAAUCUUGAUGAUGAUAUGGUGAAACACAGGACUUUCACUUGUAAUAGAGUAUUUCCACAGUAACAUUCAAUCACAGAGCAGUUACAGAUGUUUUCUACAGUAUUUUGCAUAUAUAUUUUAAACUGGAGACUCAGACUUUUUAAACUUUUCGAUGCUGUCGUAUUGGCUGCUCGCUAAGAAAUUACUAGCUUGUUAAUGUAGUAGCUACAUUCUCUGUGCAACAUCAACACCAAGAUAGUCCUGCAAUUUCUGUUGAUUUGGUAGAUCAAGGCGGGGUGGUAACAGCUGCUGUGUGAGAGGUGCAAACUGCAGUGUGUGCACGUGUCUGUGUGUGUGUGUGGAAAAGAGAACUAUAGGGAAGCAAACUGAGGAGAUUAAUGUAGUUUGCUGGUCAUCAAACAAGAGUUUCAUUAGGGGAAUAAAUGAGUGCAUAGUGAACAUCAUAUGUAACUUAACAUCAAUCAAACAGGGUAAUGCAUCUCUUAAAAUACUUUUCAUCAACAACUACAUGAAGUUUUCUUUGGACAGAGCAUGCAUUAUUAAUGUUGAUCAUUAUCAUGAUUCAUGUUUUUUGGGGUCAUGGAGAAGCCAUAAUCAUGGUCGCAUUUUGAUUCUCUAUACUAACACAUAAUCUGAAAAACUUCCAGCCUGGAAAGGGGGGGAGUUUUCAUGUUAUCUGAUGUGUCUAGUGCAACAACUAGCAACGAUUAGAGACAAAAUAAUGACCUGCUUAUAGUUCUGAAACACUAUGGAGUUUAAAUGAGUCCAAAACUGUAUAUGAUUGCGGGCUCAGGCUGAGUCAUAUAUUUCUUAAGUUUGUUUCUGUGAAAAAGACAGAAAACCUUUAAAACAGCUUUUUGUCGUGACUGUGACAGAUGCUGUCAUUACGAUAAGCAGUUUGUAAAAUUGAAAAAAACCUCCUUCUCUUUGAGGACAGCUCUAAAUAUGUUUACCUCUGAUUUAUGUUACAGAAGUGCUUGACUUGGCUCAAAAUUUCAUCGUAAUAGGAGUAGCUGAGGUUUUUUUCUCUUUCCACUGUAGAUUUGCAUCAGAUUUGCAUGUUUUUUCUAACCUCUACUGAUUUGUUGCUUUGGCAUUUUCCCCUUUACAAGUUGCUCUCUGUCUGAUUACCUGAGGCCUGCUUUACCUUUAUGUUUAAGUCUGGAGUUUGAACAGGUUUGGGUCCAAGUUUUCCAAUUUUUGCUGCUACACUUUGAGCUUUAUGUGCUACUCUCACAGCCAGGUAGAUGGAGCUGACGUCAAUCAAACUAGCCCUCCCUCUGCUGCCCUCUCGCCCUUUACUCUUGAAACACCUCCCACUCCCGCUGAGGUGGACGCACGUCUGGCUAUGUAUGAACAGAGAGCAGAGGAGGAGGAGGAAGAAGAGGAGAGGAUGCCUGAUCUGCAGAAAGAUGACAUGAUGGCGAGGAGGACAGGAGUUUUCCAUAAACAAAACCCUGCUACAGUGACUUACAACCGAUUCCUGCCUCUGCCCGCCUCUCAGCACUGCAAACAAGGCGAGGUCACUACUGAUGCCGCUCCUCGGAACAGGAGGGAAGUUCAGGCAGAGAGGAGCAAGAAACUUAACCUCAGGUGGGCUGAGACUGGUGUGGAACUGUCUAACAGCAUGAGGAGGCACUAACAAACUCAGUGUGGAAAAGAAAUUCUCAAACUUGGCUUUUAGUUAUUUCAACUAUCGGAGUUUCUUUCAUAGAGUGGAACCACAGCAACCCAAAGUUUCCAUGGAAACACCUAAACCUCAUCCUGAAAAUACCGUGAUCAGAGCAACAUCGCACAGGGAACAUGAAUACGAUGAUGAGGACGAGUAUGAUGAAAGCGAGCCUGCGCCUGAUCUGGAGAAAGAUGACAUGAUGGCUCGAAGGACGGGGUUGAUACAAAAAAUGAGCGCAACCAGAGUGAAUCAGUUCCUGCCUGUUCCUGGAUCAGUGAAGUAUACAAUCUCCCCGGUGUCCGCAAUGAAGCCGUUUAACAACAGCAGAUCUAAACAUCCAGAGAGGAUGGCCAGUGAAAGGUAUUUGCCGGGUUGGAAUGAUGACAUUGCUGUGCUGGUCGACUAAUAAAGCAUUUUAUUUUAUUUUUUUACCUUUAGCCGAAAACUUGAGGUGUACUCUUUGCCGUUUGUGUGUGAAAGGACUGGUCGACUUUGAUUUACUGUUGUGGUUGGAUUGUUGGAGCUUGAGUUAACAAAGUUUGAGCCUGCUGUGACACAUCUAACAUGCGUUUGUUGUCGUCGAUGUAGAGGCUCAACACUGGUUGUGUGUGUUUGGCAUGAGCUUGUUUAUUAGCUGAGAAUGGACACCUAAAUCUUUGUAUUUGAAAGGGUAAAUCACUGCUGAAUUUCAUGGUUGCUUAACAGCUGCUGCUCAGCUGUAGUAUUUUAAAUGUCUUUGGUUUGAUCAUCUAAAUUCCAGAAAAAAAAAGAUCUUAAACUUUUUAUAAACCCCUGAUGUGUUUCAAAGAGCUCUGUAGCCUGGUACUCAUCACUGAGAACAGAAUAGUAUCUUUUAAAGGACUGCUCAAUUCAAUGUAGACCCUCUCAUUAUGCAUUUAUUACUGACAUCUUUUUUUCACAACAUAUGAUUGAUCGUGUCGUGAUGCCUGAGAGCAGAUUCCUGGUAUUUUGGAUUCUUAUUCGAAGUUCUGGGUAGUUACAGAGUGUCAGACCUGUUUGGUUCCAGCUGAACAUUGACUCUACUUUUCCUGAACGCUCUACCAAAUCACAUAUUUCUUUUAAAUAUACUCCCUAACUUAAGAAAAUCAUGCUGAUUUAUGUCGAAGUGUUGCUAAAAUUACAUAAACUUUGCUUUUUCUCCAGUAGAUAUGUAGCCAGAGAGACCAGAGACUUGUUUUUGAUAAAUUUGUUAGUUUCUUUUGAGUUUUUCAUUGAGCAACAGGGGUACUUUCCUGGCUAUAAAAUGUUGCCUAUCACAAAGAAAGAGUAAACAAUAGUGAUCCCAAACAGUCUUAUUAGCCCAGCUAUCUGUCUUUCACUAGUGUCGAGAACAACAACCAGAAAUCAUGUUGUGACAAAGAUGUUGCUUGUGGGUGCAGAACACAUUUUUUAACGUUUUCAGCAAAAGAACUAUGAUUUCAUUCGUCAACUCUUUGUUCUCUGGAAUUUGGAUGAUGAGACAACUGGGUGUUUUUUUAAAACUGACCACAUGCUGGUGAAACAUCCAUAAAAGAGCAGAUCGGCCGCAGUUUUCUGUCCUCUGUUUUUGCCCUGAUUUGCCCUUCAAGCUGUAUAAACUGGUAAUCUUGGCCUUGUCACUGGAUUUUAGCAGCAUGGUUGCCGGGGCAGCAGAACCUCAAGCUCCUUCCUCCAAAGCCCCGACUCCACCAAAGCCUGCAAGGCUGAGAGAGAAGCAGAAGGAAGAGAGAAAGCAGGAGGGAACAGCCUUUAACACCACAGUCACAGAGGUGGUGGGUAACCUCUCUGCUCCCAUACUCACCCCUCCACCAAGCCCUGCUGCUGCUGCUGCCAAUAAUUGUAAAGUGGAGGUAAAGAUGGACAAGCGGGAUGUGGAGGGGAGAGAUGAGGCAAAGGUGGAAGAGAGAAAGGGAGAAGUGAAGGAAGAACCUCGAAAGAAACCCUCCUGGCUGGAUGAUGAUGAUCUGCCGCCCAUGAUGUGAGAUGCCUGUCAAACUCUUGUCUGCAUGCAUCUUCGUCACUUCCCAUUUCAGAUUUAGCUCUUCCAUUCACCAGUCCCAAUGUUUAUGAGACUUCAAAUCUGCCAAUGGGAGUGACUGAAUGAUUGACAGCAUUAUCUAGGAGAUGCCUUCUCCUGGGAUGUCAAGUUGUGACAUUUGCAUCAAAGCAUAACAUGCCGCUAACCAUUUAUUCUCUUGCUUGCUUUUUUUCCAUUCACUCUGUUCUGUUACUGUUUUAGGAUGAGCCGGCGAGUUGCUUUUAUGUCUGAGGACAACGAGUAAGUCUAUUUUGGCGCAAACCUGGAUGAGUUUCUGCAUGAUACCAACUUAUAAAACUCUGUGCAUGUUACAUUCGACAUGCAUACAUACAGACAUCAUCAACGCUUUAUGAUUAUACUCAUGGCAGUCCAUCAUCAAACCCAUACUCUGUACUAACGUCUUCAAUUCUCAUCUUUAUUUUGCUGGAAAUGUGAUUCUCUUUCGUUUAAUUUGAAGGGUUGUCAUUGAAAUACGCUCCCUCAAUAAAGACUACUUUACUAACACUCUGAUAUUCGAUGAAUUUACGUGUUUGUCUCAGAGAAUAUUUUUGUUUUCUUUUGGUGAGUUUGUGAGAACACAUGACAUUUAAGUUGCUGUGCAGAGCAACACAUACAGUACACAACCAAUGAUAUACUUCCUCGGGAAAGAAAGGCAAAUAUAUGAAAUAGAUUUAGUGUUGAGAUGACUUUCACUUGUUGUGUAUGCGUAUGUCUUGCUUUGUGUUCAUAUCUCAUGAGAAAAUAGGUCAUAUGUGCGAGCAGACCAUGUUUUGUUAAGCCAUCUAUUAAUUUUGGAAAGAGUGCUGUUUUUUUUUCUUUCCCUCGCUGAUCCUCUUCUGUUAGGAUCAUGUGUUGAGUUUUUACGUCACAUACGUAUAUCUGAAAUAUGUUGGAAAUGUUCGCUAACCUUGCAUAAGUGAACAAUAUAUCAGGCAGCUGAUCGGAGAUGCUGUCUGAUAAAGUGAUGCAGAAGUUUGUAAAAGAGUAUUCUGUGUUUUUUUCUUUUUUCUGUUGUAGGAGUGUGAGCAUGGGUGACAUCCUCAAUGAGGACGAAGUGGGACAGUUACCGCCGCUGAGCCAAUCACGACACGAGCGCAUGCAUGAACAGUACAACAACUUCAUGGAAGAGGACGAUCACUGGAGAGACGUAAGGAACUUAUGACAUUUGAAGGAGUGAGAUAGAGCGUUGAACCUGUAGUAAAGGGGAAAAUAUGAUGUUAAUGAGCUGUUCAAAAACAAAAAGAUUAUUAUUGACUUAAUUAUUGACACCGUUUGACCUCUUUGAAUCUAUGGCAGGACUUGGCUCGAUGGAAGAAUCGCCGCCGCAGUGCGUCACAGGAGCUGAUCAAGAAAGAGGAGGAAAGGAAGAGGAUGGAGAAAAAGAUGAGAGAGGAGGGGGGUGACAGCAACAAGAGGAAAAGUAUAAAGACCUACAAGGAAAUCGUGGAGGAGAAGUAAGGAGAAACUCGAUCCUUCUGGAACAUUAUGAACUAAAAAGAAAUUUUAAAAAACAAAAACAACAACUCCUGAUGUUUUGUGUUUGUUUUUGUGUUUAGGGAGCGCAGAGAGGCGGAGUUGUGUGAAGCCUACAGGAGCGCAGCGACUCCAGAGGAGGCGGCCAUGGUUUUACAGCGCUACGCUCUUCGUUUUACAAUCAGUGAUGCAACACUGGACAGUCUAAAGCUGCCCAGAUCCACUUCAAAACCCAAACAGGACCCCAGUCUAGUGGAGCACAAGGAGCACAAUACUGAAACAUCAGAACCUCCGCAGCACAAACCAGAACCAGCUGGUAUAACGGACCAGACCUGCACAACACCUGAGGAGCUGGAGUCAGACACAACCGCACAGCAAGAGACAUCAGAUUCUGUGUCCUCCAGCACUACAACACCCAGCAGUCCCCCCACCCCAGUGGCUAACUCAGAACCUGUGCCGCCUCUAUCACUGCAACUCCACGAACCUCAAACAAAAGCUGCAGAUUUUACAAACACACAACAGAAAGAAGCAACAAAGCAACAAACACAACACACUUCGCCUCAGACUGCACAGCCUCACACAACACAGCCUGCACACGCACUCCCCUCCCCUUUAUCUGCCCCCUCAAGACCUGUCCCCCUGCUGGCAGCCAAACCCUAUUGCCAGCCCAAGAGCACACAGGCCGGACACAGACCUGUGAAGGUGAGGAUUCAGUUACAGUCUUUUAACCCAGUCUCAUAAACCUCUCAUAAAGCCCGACCGUGUGCUCCAAGUCUAUGAGGUGGCUGUUGUAUCGAGGAGAUUUAAAACUUCUUAUUUUUGCAUCUUUUGGAUCCACUUUUACCUGUCUGCUUGCACCUUGAAGAUUUGCUGAACAGUUUGAAGUUUGAAGUUUGAAGUUUAUUUCGAUCUGGUCAUAUCCAUUCAAUAUAUACAGUAAAUUACAAGAAAAGAAAACCGGACCGAAAAGGCAUAGGCUGAAGCAAAAGCUUAUUAUCGCCUAUCCUUCUUACUAAAUCAAAAUAUUCAAAAUAUCUUAUUUCACACGUUAGAUAGAAAACAAAAACAAAACACAACAACAAAACAAAGAAUAAAAAUAUGACUCAGAGGAAAGAAAAAAAUUAAUAAAAAUAAUAAUAAUCAAAUUAAAUCCAGAAUAUAAAUUAAUCCGUAACCUCAAUCAUUUUUUCUAUAAUUUUCGAUCACCUUGCUUUUAAACAACGAUUUGAAUUUGUGAAUAGUCUGACACGUUUUUAAUUCAUCGUCAACAGUAUAUUGAUUUUGUGAUACCAGUCAUCUUUGGCCCCAUGUACAAAUGGUGCUUACAUACUAAAGUGCACCUUACCACUGUUGAUGUGCCGUAAAUUACAAGCGCAUAUAUUUAAGUUUACACAAAUAUUUAUCAGCUUUUUCUUACCGUCACACAUCUCCACCGUGUAGAGAAGAAAACCAAACUGUAUCCUGACUAAGUUCUCAGGUGUUAAAAUCGAAAGUACCAUAAAAAUGCUGAAAACAAUGCCAGAGCAUAGUGACGGUAGUUUUAUCAACAUACUACUGUGCAGUAUUACUAAGUGUGACUUCUCAUUUUAAUAAAGAUCACUGUUUAGUGCACAGAGUCUUCAUCACCAGGACAUAUUUAUUGUGUGAAUGAGAAAAGAGCAGCAGCCCUCACACAAUUAUUUCACUUCUCAUAAUCAGCCAAACUAACUAUAUUAAAACCAACACAUUAAAACUUGCAGUCAUGGAUCAAAUAUUGGCAAAAAAAGUACCCCAUAGAGGAGAGAUGUCUGUUAAUUGAAAAGCACUCUGUUGAAAUCUGAAAAAAGUCAUUGCAGAUGCUGCAAACAUCAAAAUUGAUCCAUGAAUGAGGGACGCUCUGGCAUUAAUGAAAGACUGCACGAAUGUGGCUGCAACAUGGCGUCACUGGCUGGUUUUUAUUUUAUUUCUGGCCAUCUGCUAUAAGAAACAAACAAACAUGUGCUCUCUGACCCUCCACUUUAUUCACAAGCACAUCAAUUUCUCUGUCAGAAACUGUAUUUUCUCUGCCUUCCUCCCUGUGAUUCACCAAAAGAGCCUUUCAGCCGCAUCAUUUGGGCUCAUUUGAAUACAUUUUCAUUUAUAAGGUGUUUUGCAUUGACCAUAGACGGACAAAUGUGGGCUUAUAGGGGGCAGAACAUGAGGCUGAACCAAAUGUGCGUAUUCAUAGUCGAAGCCUAAACUUUUUGUUGUUAUCAUCAAGUACGGAGUAAGAAAGGCCUGAUGAUUUUCUUCUUCUAUCUUCAUAACUCAUGAAAACUGCAGUGAUGAGCGAUAGAGAAUAUGGAUACAUGAUAUCUCUGCAAUCCUGACUCCUGUGUUUGUCAUGUGUUUCACUCAGAUGGACGGGUUGGUGCGAAUGAACGGAGAGACGACAGAGGACAUAUCUACACCCACUACACCUACACCCACUGCAGCUUCCCCAAAAGAGAUCAAAGAAGUUCCCCCCAAACACAUCGAAAAAGAGGCUCCCUCUGAGCAGGCUGUGACCAAUCAGGAGGCAGUGAAGCAGACGCCUGCUCCACAGAUACCACUUCCACCGACACCACCUGCUCAGACAUCCCCACAGCAGCAACCACCUCCUCAAACAUCCCCACAGCAGCCACCACCUUCUCAGAAACCACUUUCCCAGUCGCCAUCUCAGCAGACAGCAUCUCCUCAAACUGAGAAGACAACCUCGUCCUCAGCCUCUGCCAUCAGCUCUCUGAUUGGAGGCCGAAACUGUAUCAUCACCACAACUAUUGUGACAGAGCUCACACAGACUGUUGUGGAGCCGCUUCACCCGGACAUCCAAAGCAAUGGGCAGGUAAUACUACGAGUCACAUAAACCUUUACUACAAGAAAUUCAUACCCAGAUCUAUAUGCAUCACCUUCAACAAGUGGAUCCCAUCAUUUUAUGGGAGAGUGUUUGAUGUUUGUUUUGUUACGAUAGCUAUAAAAACCAACCUGCAGGGAAGUUAUCAUUUGCAUAGUGAACACUGGGAAGUUUUCAUUUGAUUUUACUGCAUGGAAAUACAAGUGACAGUGUUCAAGCUUUUCAAGAAUUUGCCAUCCUGGUUAUACGACACCCACAUAGCUGAGUCAGCUGUUUAUUCUUCCCAUCCAUUAGCUGCAUUAGUAAAAAACUGAACCCACGAGCCAAACUGAAAGCAACCAAGGAGGCUGCUAAAAAUACGGUUGUAACUUUGGAUAUUGGACAUUCAUGUUUAAAGAUAUCAACCAAGUUAUGAAAGAAACUUAUGAAAGAAAAAAAACCUGCACAAAGAAAGACACACUUCAGCUGUUCCCUCUGUUAGGUUGUCUAUGUAAAAGAACUCCCUCCUCUCCUCAGCUUGAUUUAAAUAUCAUAUUUACAUGAGCUAAGGCCAAAAGUAGCCUGAAGAAAAAAACACAGAAAGAAGACGACAAAACAUCAGGAAAUCGUGUUGUCGUUUUUUUUUUUACUCGUCUGCCAUAAUUGAAGUACGAUGCGAAUUGUGCCAAAUGGACUACAACAUUUGAAGAUAGUUUUGUGCUCAGUUAAUAUUUCAUGACGGUUUAUAAAUAGAGGGUUUUUUUAAGAUAAUGUUUUAUUAAUUCAGUUAAAUAAUUGACUUUCAGGUUAAUGGUGCAACGGUGUAUUCUGGGAGACCAGCAGAGGAAAUAAAGACUCCGCAAGCUUCACCACCAAACAGCAUGCAGGACUACUCUCCCACAGUCACAGGUAUGUGGUUGUACUAUGAAGGGGUACUGUUUAUAUACUCAGAACUUAUUUUUCUACUGGAAUAUGUCAUUGUUUUAUGUGUUUCUUUCUCUACCACAGAGGGACUCGAGGAGAGCAGCAUGUCUGUGAGUAUCUCUGAGCAGCUCUGGCUUGUUCGUCUCUGUUUCUCCUUCAUUCUUAAAUUUGACCCUGUCCUGACCCUUCGUCUCCAGUAGUGGCUGUAGUCAGACUUGUCCUCUCACCUUUCCUCUCUUUCUGUCCUUUUGGUCUGUAUACAUGUGUGUUUGUGUGUGUGACUGUGGGUGGGGUCUGGGUAGAUUGAAACCCCCAUGUUGAACUUGGCUAAACGUGUAAAUCACUGGGUCUGGGACCCCAAUGAGGAGCGUAAACGCCUGGAAAGGUGGCAACAGGAGCAGGAGCGCCUCCUACAGGUACACUGGUGGAAUGGUGUCUAUGUGCAUGGCUCCAUUAGUACUGAGCAGAACACCAACGGAACGAGAUGUUCUAUGCGUGUUUAUCUAUAUUUACAGUGUGUGUAUGUGUGUGUGUGUUUUUGUGCUUCAGCAUUUAACAUGUACGAUUUCUUCUGUAGGAGCAAUAUGAAAAAGAGCAGGAGAAGCUGAAGAAGGAGUGGGAGAAAGCACAGAUAGAGGUGCAAGAGGAGGAGAGGAAACAUAAUGAAGAGGUCUGAUCACACACAUAUGUUGACAAAAUCGUUCAAGUAUUACUGGUUGUAUAUAUUUUACACUGAGUCUUUGUUGUGUGAGUAGGAGAGAAAGAUACUAGAGGAGACCGUGACGCCACUUAAUCCCACGGGUUUACUCAACCAGCAGCCAGACCACUCAGUGACGAUUUCAUUAUCUCUGGAAAAUGAGAAAAAAGAAAACAAAAUUCCUGUCCAGCUUAAUGGCCAAAGAAUAUCCACUGGCAACGAGGAUCAGCAUGCUUCCAAGCUGCACUUUUUCCAGGGUGAGAUAAAAAAGAAAUAAAUUCUAGUGAACAGAAAGUUACAUAAAGUCUCAGAUAAUCAUGCGUCUAUGUGUCCAUGUCAUGAAAGUAUAUUUUGUCAUGUCUUUUUCUAGAAUCUGCAAGUGAUGGUGAACCUGCAAAGAAACAGGAGCUGUUAAAGACAGCCUCUCUGGACCGCAACCCCCAGCUAAACCAGCCCCACAUCGUCAAAAGGUAUUACAAUUUUUAGGUUAUUUCUUAUGCUUUAUUUUUAUUCUGAGCAUAUGUGAGGCUGCAUUGGAAAGGUUGUUGUUCCUGCCUUUAUGCUUUUGUGAUGAAUAUAACCAAUUUUGACUAGAUAUGCAGGUGAAAAUCAAAAAGUGAAUGUGUUUUAUUGAAAAACAAGUAUGUUUGCUGAUGCUUGUUUGAAUAAAAAGCCUUUCUAGCACUAUAAAGUUUAGGUUAAACGUUAAAUGUCUCUCUCAGAAGUUAAUGAUUCUCACUAAAUAAUUAAUUCAUUCGUGAACCUUAAUGUGUAAAUAUUUCAGACACCUGCAAGCAACAUUGUUUAUGAUGAAAUGGAGGGCAGCAGUUAUGAGCUGUUAUGUUAUUUAAACCUGUAAGUCAUGUGGCGUGCACAGUUAAAGCAUGUGUUUGUGCCUGCCACACAAUGUGUCAACCAUAUUCUCUUUUUAGUGUUAAUGCCAGAUUUUUAAUGGAGAGCAUAUGGUGGGAAGUAAAGCCUGAAAGUUUUUGAUGUCCACAUGGCAACCAUUUGAAUUUUGGAUUAUUCUUUGACUUCUUAGUGAAUCUCUCAAGCAAUCUAGCAAAAUAUGUUUCUUUAUUUCAUAUUGAACAAGCGUAUGUUGUUUUUUUAAUCCUUAACAGACUUUUUUAUUCAUAAAUGUUAUUAUCUGAGUUCACUGAAAUUUGUUACAAACAUAUUAAAGGUGUUUUUGACAAGCAUUAGUUAGUACACUGUUGGUCAUGUUUUUAUAUAUAUAUAUAUUUUUGUUUAACCUCAGAGCAGAGUCACAAGACGCUGUAACAAACAAACAGAGCCCGGCCCCUUCAACACCUCAACCUCCCUCCCCCACCAGGUAAUGAUGCUCGCACACUCAUAUACAAAGACCAAACUGAUAAAUAGAGUGAGAAGCUUAAUACUUAAUUUCCUGCUGUUUGUGUUUAUGCAGGUGUGUUAGUGGAAAGAGACUCUGUUCUGGCUGCUCUCAGCCACUGGGGAAAGGAGCUGCCAUGAUCAUUGAUACACUGGGACUGUUUUUCCACAUACAGUGUUUCAAGGUAGCGUGUUUUUUUCCCAGUGCAUUAGUCAAAUAAACUUAAUGUAACUCUGUAUUAAAUGUACAAUGUUUCUUGUUUGUCCUUCACAUUUAACGAUUUGAUGUCUUGUUUUGAAAAUGUGCCUGUGAAUAAUGUUCAUGUUUUUUCAUUCACAGUGUGGGGUCUGUAAGGGGCAGCUGGGUGAUGCCACGACAGGGACAGAUGUGCGGAUUAGAAAUGGGCUGCUGAGCUGCCAUGAGUGCUACAUCGCAUCUCGGGGUGAGAACACCUAGACACACCUGAACAAACAGACAAUGACACACUCAGACAUCCAGCUCGGUAACCCCCUACUAACUAUCACAGUGUAUUCACUAAAGUACUGUACUUAUACCUAAUACAUAGCUCCUUUAGCAUUUUCAUAUCAAACUGUUUCACAUUUCAUACAACUACAAAACAUUCAGUGAGAAUUCAUUUACAAUACUUUAUACAAACCUACAUUUAUUUUAUCUUUUUUGAAUUUCUGUUAAUGAAUGUGUAUAUGACUGUUUUUAAUUCGGUUUGUGUAUUUUUUGUGUUCAGAUUUUACUUGCAGUGCUGUAGAGCUCCCAAUUUUCAAAAAUAAAGGAUAAAUUAGACUUAACAGAGCAAGCUUUUUUUAUUAUUCCAAUCAUAGGCAUGAGGAGGUGUGUUCUUUACCCUCCUGUCAGGUUUAUCAAAGAGGUGGUAUUAUACUUUUUAUCAUAUUUUGAAAACAAAUGUUAAUUUAAAUGUUGGACAUUCGUACCAUACAUGAGCAGAGUUUCAGAUUAAGAGGUUAAUGUGUGUUGAAGUAAUCUCACCUUUACAUCUAAAGCCUACUGUCUUAAACAUGAAUCUAAAGUAGGUACCUUGACUUAUUUCACUUGUUUGUUUACAGGCAGAGGUCAGCCCACCACACUAUGA
Xyrichtys novacula (pearly razorfish) is the source of this 30255-nucleotide messenger RNA. Lineage: Eukaryota; Metazoa; Chordata; Actinopteri; Labriformes; Labridae. The record is from the annotation of a GenBank genome assembly.